AUGGAAAUCUCAUCGGCCAAAUGGUUAUCUGAACUGGGAAUGGAAGAUCCGGCUUUUAACCAUCAAUACCAAAUGAACCUUCUUGAUUACCCAAUUGAUGAUCUUGAUUUUCAGUUCUCUCCUAAGAGUUACUCAACGAAUGACCAAAUCUUCAAUCCCCAACUCGUGCAAAACUUUAGCUGUGCACCCAUUGAAACUUCUCAAAGGCCAAGAAAACACCAAAAGACCUAUAGUUGGAAUUCUUGCACCACUGAACAAAUCACUUCAAAGCCUCCUCCAUCUUCCUCUUCUCACAUUAUCUCUUUCCAGAACUCCAAUUCAUCUGCAGCUACUUCUCAUCAGUUGUAUGGCUUGGACCCAACAACUGUAAAGCCUAAGACUGAAGUGGGGUCUAAUGGAAACAUAAAUUACACCUCUAGUUUGUUCUGUCAGGGUUCCUUUGAGGAAUAUGGACAAGGUACCAACAAGAAGGCUGGUCCAUUGAGUAGGUCUCCUUUACAUGCGCAAGAUCAUGUGAUAGCGGAGAGAAAGCGCCGCGAAAAGCUUAGCCAGAGAUUCAUAGCUCUUUCAGCUGUUGUUCCUGGCCUGAAGAAGAUGGACAAAGCUUCUGUUCUUGGAGACGCUAUUAAGUACUUGAAGAAUUUACAAGAACGCGUAAAGACACUCGAGGAACAAGCUGCCAAGAAAACUAUGGAAUCAGUAGUUUUCGUGAAGAAAUCACAGGUAUAUGUGGACGACGAGUCGUCCUCAACCAAUGAGAAAUCCGAUGGCUGCAGCGACCAACCACUCCCAGAAAUAGAAGCAAGAGUUUCAGACAAGGAUGUUCUCAUUAGAGUCCACUGCGAAAAGCAGAAGGGAUGCCUACUGAAAAUACUAAGUGAAUUGGAAAAACUUCAUCUAAAUGUCAUCAACAGUAGUGUCUUGCCGUUCGGAAAUUCCACCCUUGAUGUAACUUUUGUUGCCCAGAUGGACGUUGAUUUCUCCAUGACAGUGAAGGAUCUCGUGAGAAACCUAAGAGCGUCAUUUUUGAAGUUCAUGUAG
Messenger RNA from Hevea brasiliensis (rubber tree), 1041 nucleotides. RefSeq names its product transcription factor bHLH25-like. The transcript has 5 exons. Gene Ontology annotation, molecular function: protein dimerization activity. The coding region runs from base 1 to 1041 and encodes 346 amino acids. NCBI's taxonomy places the organism in Eukaryota, Viridiplantae, Streptophyta, Magnoliopsida, Malpighiales, Euphorbiaceae. The record is from RefSeq and is a predicted model, not a curated record.